AUGCGAGUGUUUACGGCCCCGGCAGAGAUGAAAGGCGGCCCAUCGAUCUUGUUGACCGCUCCCAAACACGGCAUGUGCCGGGGCCUCUGGCACGGCCCCUCGCCCGGCCGGCUCCGACAGCUCCGUGUUCUGCAGCGAGCCCAGAGGGACCCAGAAAACCCAACCAAGAACAGUGAGUGGAGAUUAGAGAGAGGUCAGCGUCUAUUCCGUAUCUGGGAGAGCUGCCGGCUAGAGCUGGCCCGUGUGGAACGAGCUGCCUUGAAAGGUAGUAACUCCACCUCCCUGGAGGUGUCGGAGGUUCAUUGGGAGAACUUUAGGCGGACGGACGGAAACUCCAAGGCGGCCGUGGCGCCGACUGAGUGCCGGGUGCUGGGCCAGGCCGUCGUGAACGGCGGCUAUGGCCACUUCCACCUGGGCCCAGAGAAGAAGAGCCUGCUGGGCAUAGAGGUGGCGGACGGUGCAGUCCCCGUGUGCCGCCAGAGCCUGUUCAUUCAUGCCACCAGCCCGGGCUUCCGGGACCACCCAAUGCCUUGUGAACGACGCCUCCACGCCGGCCAGGCCAACCUGGCUCACGCAGACAGCAGGUGUCCCCGGUUCCCGGAGCCGUCGUUCCUGAACGGAGGCCACCCGCCGCAGCAGAUCAAGCAGGAGUACGUGAGUGACUACAAGGCCGGCUCGGACUUCUCUGCCGCGAGGAGGUUUGCGGAGCCCUGCCCUCCUGGGCUGCAUGCUGACCUUGACCUCAUGAGCGGCGGCCCCUUCACGGCCCCCUCCCCAUCCUACCUGAUGAGCGGCGAGCACCCCGCUCUGGGCCCGGCCUCCCUGGGAAGCGGGGGGCCUCCUGCACCUCCGCCUGCGCCGGCCCGCUUCCCGGCGGGCGCCAUGAAGAGGUGCUGCUUCUCCAUCCUGCCUCCGGCCUCCACUUCCUCAGCCUCCUCAUCCUCGUCCUUGUCCAUGGAGGGCCUCGACAUCACCACCAUCAUCCGCACCCCUCAGGCCUCCUUGGUCACCUGUGUCAGCGGCCUCCGGCCCGGUCCCAUGGGCGUGCCCUCCAACCUCCCGCCGCAGCACGGCACGCUGAAGCCCCCCCGGCCCCCAGCCGGCCACCCCUGUGGCCUGCCCUCCCCGCCGGCCUGCCUGGUCCCGCUGCCCGCCGAGCGGGAGCGCGGGGACCGCGAGCUGCUGCCGGUGCAGCCCCUGCGGCACCUGGAGGGCGAGAGUGCCAGCCUCCGGCUCUCCAUGAGCGGGGCUGUCCCCCAGCAGGAGGUCUCCCCCAGGGGCCCCGGCCACAAGGUGGGCUUCCUAAAGCAGGAGCCGGCCGACGACUAUCCCUCCAACACCGAGCUGUACCCACCUGCGCCACCGCCUCCUCAGCACCAGGGCCUGCCCCCUCCCUACCACCUGCACCAGCAGCCGGGCCAGGGCUUGGGUCCCCCCCUCGGCCUCCCCGGCUCCCCCAAGGCCCCGCCGCCCAGCGACGGAGAGGAGCCGGAGCCGGGCGCCGGGCGGCAGGUGUGUCGCUGGAUCGACUGCGACGCGGCCUAUGGGCAGCAAGAGGAGCUGGUCCGCCACAUCGAGAAGACCCACAUCGACCAGCGCAAGGGCGAGGACUUCACCUGCUUCUGGGCGGGCUGCGUGCGGCGCUACAAGCCCUUCAACGCCCGCUACAAGCUGCUGAUCCACAUGCGGGUGCACUCCGGGGAGAAGCCCAACAAGUGCAUGGUAAGUGCCCCCCCUCCGCCGGCUGAUGGGCCAGGUCCUCUCUUCCCAGUCCUCCCAGACCAGGGUCCUCUCUUCUGAGAUUCAGAGAGGGGAUCCCCAAGUUUCUCCAGGCUGUCUUAGUCCUGAAGCCCCAGGUCAGGCCUUCCCUUCUUCCACCGAGGUCUCGGCUCAGGAGAGCCCCUCGAAGAGACAGAGCGUCCCCCUCAACAGUGAGAUCCAUGCCCCCCACUUCUGUAAUGCCGUGACGUUCCCAGAGCAUCUUCCCAGUCUUUAUGGGAGGGUCUAUGUUGGGUUUGGGGCCGUCCCCCU
Molecule: messenger RNA, 2031 nt
Organism: Sarcophilus harrisii (Tasmanian devil)
Lineage: Eukaryota; Metazoa; Chordata; Mammalia; Dasyuromorphia; Dasyuridae
Product: zinc finger protein GLIS1-like
Exons: 5
Coding region: 1-1800 (599 amino acids)
Biological process (GO): regulation of transcription by RNA polymerase II
Cellular component (GO): nucleus
Molecular function (GO): DNA-binding transcription factor activity, RNA polymerase II-specific; RNA polymerase II cis-regulatory region sequence-specific DNA binding
Source: RefSeq, a predicted model, not a curated record